AGCUCAUUUAGGCACGGUACCAAAUGAGUAAUACAAGCACUAAUGUAUGAAUUCAGAAAUGGGAAAAUCACUCUGACUUGAGAUGGCUGGGAAGACUUCCUAAAGAAGUUGAGACUUAUUUAAGAUCAUGUAAGAUGUAUGGUAAAUAGGGCAUUUCAUAUGUUAGAGAAAUGGGCAAAAUUAUGGAAUAGAAUGUAUUGUACAAAUAUGAUGGCCAGUGAGUAUACUAGAAUGACAGUCAACUUUGUGUAGGAGAGAAGAGGAUAGGAAGGAAUUGGGUUGGACUGGGGAGGGUCUUUAGUAUUUUUUCCAAAACCUAUUCCUUAGAAAUAUUUCAGCAAGCAUGAACCAUAAGUAUUAGGGCUGGAAAGUCCUUCAUAGUUUUAUUGACAUGAAGAGAGAGCCUGCGGUAUUGAUCAUGUUUUUAUAUAUUAUACCCAUGGAUUCUAUUAAUCUUAGUGUUUUCUGUAUGUUUCAGACAUUAGUCUCUUACCAUGGGGGAUUGGAACUUAUUGGGUGGCAUCUUAGAGGAAGUUCACUCCCACUCAACCAUGGUGGGGAAAAUCUGGCUGACCAUCCUCUUCAUUUUCCGAAUGCUGAUACUUGGUGUGGCUGCUGAAGAUGUCUGGGAUGACGAACAGUCAGCAUUUGCCUGCAACACCCAGCAGCCAGUAUAUAUGGGCCAUGCACUGUAUAGACUCAGGGCCUUUGAAAAGGAAAGGCAGAGGAAGAAGUCACAGCUUAGAGCCCAGAUGGAGAAUCCAGAGCUUGAAUUGGAGGAUCAGCAAAGGAUGGAUAGAGAACUGAGGAAAUUAGAGGAGCAGAAGAGGAUCCAAAAAGUCCCGCUGAAAGGAUGUCUGCUGCGUACUUAUGUCUUACACGUCUUGACCAGAUCUCUGCUGGAAGUAGGGUUCAUGGUAGGGCAAUAUAUUCUCUAUGGGUUUCAAAUGCACCCUCUUUACAAAUGCACUCAACCUCCUUGCCCCAAUGCAGUGGAUUGCUUCGUGUCCAGGCCCACAGAGAAGACCAUUUUCAUGCUCUUUAUGCACAGCAUUGCAGCCAUCUCUUUGUUUCUCAACAUACUGGAAAUAUUUCAUCUGGGCAUCAGGAAAAUCAUGAGGGCGCUUUAUGACAAAUCCAGCAGUAAGGGCAUUGAGGAUGACAGGAGACCUCCAUUCCAUUUGAAAAAACAUUCAGUGACCCAGCAGUGUAUGACUUGCUCUCCUUUCCCUGAGAAAAUCUCCCUCCUUCAAGCCAACAAUCAACAGCAAGUGAUCCGAGUCAAUGUGCCGAAUUCUAAAACGACGUGGCAUAUCCCACAGCCCAGGCAACUUGACGUAGACCCUUGCUAUAGUAAAAAAGACUGGGCUGAGAAAAAUCAGCACAACGGACAGCUCCAUGUCCACAGCCCGUGUCCCUGGGACGACGGUGCUAGAAUUCAGCACCCAGGACAGCAGCCAGACCAGUCUUCAUUCGGCUUGCAGACUGUAAGGCCUCACUCCUGGCUAGGUACAAGGAUGGCUCCUAGGCAUUGUCCACCACAUACAACAGGGCCCUGGGAGCAGUCCCAGGACCGACAGCCCUCAGAGGGACCUCUUGCAGACUUGCACAGUCACUGCAGACACAGCGACGGCAGCAGGAGAGACAGCAGGGUCCAAGAGGCAAGAGACAGACCUUACCCCGGCAGCCGCAAGGCCAGCUUCCUGUCCAGACUGUUUUCUGAGAAGGGACAGCUGUACGGGGACUCAGGAAGCUCCAGUUCUCCAAACAGCUCUUGCCAGGGCUUUCCACACCGGGAAAGCAGCCCCUCACUGCUGCCUUCAGACCCCGGGCGAAGGACAUCCAUGAACAUGCUUCUAGAACUUUCAUCUAUUAUGAAAAAAUAAUCGAUGCCUGGGAUCAGAAAAAAUGAACCCAGGAGAGAGCUGGCAUCUGCGAAAUAAAAGUUGUAUGUCUGUGAGCUCAGACUGCAGGAGAAACUCCCAACUAUCCCCUCUGGAGCCCUUGGUCAGGCCGUGGCUGUGCAUCGGAAGCUCCCAGCUGGGGCACCUGACCUCUGGGGUCAGCCUCGCGCUGUCCUGCUUGGCCACACUUCCUGCAGCUGAUCUGACAAUCUGCGUUCAUCAGGGAGGCACUCUAUUCCAUCAGAGAAACUCUAGGGACCAGAUAUGUAGGAGCCGGAGUGGGGGAGGGGACAGAAGGGAUGAUGCUCUUGAUUCAAAUGAAAGGAAAAAGACUUUCAUAAUGGGGUGUGGAAAGUGCAGCUUUCUCUGUCUCUCUGGACCUUGAUUUCCUGAUACCAGGAAGCAUGACGUUUAUUUAUGCCAGGAAGACAGAGGUGCUCAGUGCAGAGAAUGGGAAGCCCACUCCACUCUGGACCCCGUCACAAGCUUGUGGGAGCCAUGGAGUACGGUCAUGGUAAUGUACCCUAACUGAGGGGCUGGGGUGAUGAGCUGCAGAAGAGUGAGAAGUUCUAGAACUAUUUCCAAGAACAGCUCGGUUUUUUUCCAAACAACAUGCCACAGAGCUGCUGGCAGGGAGAAGGCAGAAUGAGACCCCUCACUGUGCUCUAGAAGUAGAUUCACGCCCAAGGUGCACAUUCAAAGCAGGGGAGAGAGGGACGUCCCUGGUGGUCUGGUGGCUGAGACUCCGUGUUCCCAACGCAGGAGGCCCAGGUUCAACCCCUGAUGAGAAAAGUAGAUCCCACAUGCCACAAUUUAAAGAAAGGUGACCCUGUAUGUCACAACUAGAAAGAUCCUUCGUGCCACAAGACCAGAUGCAGCCAGGUUAAUUAAUUUUUAAGAAAACAGUGUAGGAAAGAGAAUGACUGCUGCCCAUCUGGGGCUGGGUGGUGUUUGAAUGUUUCCCUUCUGCAGGAUGUAAGAGCCUUAUUCUGUAUCAAACCACAGUGGUCAUUCCCUGCGACAAGCACUAAAGUCAGGUGGAAAGUGCAAAUGACUGUUGGUUCUAAAUGAACAGGUUUUCCUAGAGAAUUUUGGGAUCAUGGCCCACCCUUUCCCCAGAAUGGACGGAAUAACUUCGUGCCUUCAGGCAAAGGACUCGUCUUAACCUCUGACACCUGAUGCAAAGAGCAGACUCAUUGGAAAAGACCCUGAUGCUGGGAAAGAUUGAAGGCGGGAGGAGAAGGGGACAACAGAGGAUGAGAUUGCCGACUCAAUGGACAUGGGUUUGAGCAAAUUCCAGGAGUUGGGGAUGGACAGGGAGGCCUGUCGUGCUGCAGUCCAUGGGAUCACAAAGACUGAGCGGCUGAACUGAACUGAACUGACACCUGAGAUGUUCGGACCAUGGUGAUUUCACAACAGAGAAUAUUUGCUAAUCCUGUUAAGAUGCUCCCUGAGGCUCUGCCUCAGUGGGGAACCCAUGGAGGGAGUGGAGUUUGGCAGCUUGUAAUUUCCGUUUUCCCACCUGGCUAAUGGAAUUGGGCGCAUCCAGAAGCUCAGAGCCCAGCAGCUCUGCUAUCUCCUGCCAUCAUGUGACUCCAUCCUCACUGCCAGACCACUCAUGAGUCCAGCGUACUCAGGUCAUCUGGGCUGCCCGCCAUUCAGUAUCUCGUUUUCCUUUUACAACAAAAUUCAGACUCAAGUGAUCAAAUAGCCUUUUCUGGUUCAGCUGUAUUUCUCCCCUAACCACAAUUAUAAACUCUCU
Messenger RNA from Dama dama (fallow deer), 3666 nucleotides. RefSeq names its product gap junction protein alpha 10 (gene GJA10). The record is from RefSeq and is a predicted model, not a curated record. The transcript has 3 exons. Gene Ontology annotation, cellular component: connexin complex. Lineage: Eukaryota; Metazoa; Chordata; Mammalia; Artiodactyla; Cervidae. The coding region runs from base 495 to 1886 and encodes 463 amino acids. Gene Ontology annotation, biological process: cell communication.